AUGUCUGUUGUCGCUGGAGACAAUAUGAUGGAAAAGAAGAAGGAAAUUCUGUUUGAAGGAACUUGGAUGCAGCAUCCGCCCUUCAGAAGCAGGCUAAUGAACUCGAGUGUCGCGUUUCUGCUUCCGAGCCUGAAAAGCGAGCAAGAAAUGCGGAAGGACCUCCUUACUAUUGUGCAGUUGGGGUUCGCUUUCUUUACUGUGUUUUCCGCUUUCAAUUCCCAGGGUUUUAUUGAAAUUUCGGUGUUGAGAAGCCUCUCUCAGCAUGAUCCAUCGUCUGGAAUCACCUCGAAUAGCGGUUAUUACAGUCUGGCUAUUAUUUACCUGGUCUUCACUGUUUGCAACCUCUUCGCGCCCCCGAUAAUUCAUGUCCUCGGGGCCAAGUGGGCACAGGUUCUCGGAGCAGCUUGUUACACGUCCUUCAUGAUUCAGUUCUUAUUUUUAAACGCAUGGAGACUUUAUUUUUUCUCUGCAGUAUUGGGAUUUGGUGCUGCAGUAAUUUGGACGGCAAAUGGCGCUUAUCUGGUACAAUUCUCCCGAAUUGGAAAAAUGGGCCGAAACAGUGGAGUCCUGUGGGCAAUGUUACAGACAUCUCUAGUCGCUGGAGCGAUCUUUCUGUUUUUCGUCCUUAGCUAUGGCGACCUUUUCUCGUCGUAUCGAUUCCUCUACAGCGCUUUCGCAGUCGUUUCAAGUAUUGGAAUCGUCACACUUUGUCUUCUACCAUCUAGCCCACCUGUUAAUUUAGACGAAAGCCUCCAAGAUCCACUUUUUGAUGAAAAUGCGGAUGAGCUGGAUGUUUCAGCUCCUGUCGACAUAACUUCAACGAGGGAUUGGCGCGAGGAAUUCAGUAGUUUCUUUUUUGGAACUAUAUUGGGACCGUGUCCGGGAUGCUUGACUCUUGUAGAGCACACUUUCUCGCUUCUUGCCACCAGAGACAUGAUGCUUUUAUCGGUAUGUUUCCUGUACAGUGGUAUCGAAACAUCUUUCUAUACAGGUGGUUUACUAUUUGGUGUGUUUCCUCGCAGUAACAGUCUGAAUCGCUCACAGAUCGUCAUUCUUGGCAUGAUUCUUCAUGUGACUGCAUUCUUUUUAUGCUUCCUUAAUCUUCCCAUGGAGGCUCCUCUGCAUAAGACAUCAGCCAUCGGGUAUAUUGAACCAAGCGUUUUCGUCGCCAUUGUGACUGGUUACUUCCUUGGUCUUGCUGAUUCGUGCUGGAAUACUCAGAUUUACACACUCAUUGGUGUCGCAUACAAGGACGAGUCAUCGUGUGCUUUUGCCCUUUUCAAGUUUUUCCAGUCACUAGCGGCGUGUGCUUCCUUCUACUACAGCUCCAUCUUGCUGCUUCACUGGCAGCUACUCAUGUUGUGUCUUGGAGCAGCAAGCGCAGCCGUCUGCUUCUUCAUGGUUGCACUCAAGGCCGAAGAACAAGUGGAAGUGGAUUAA
Molecule: messenger RNA, 1440 nt
Organism: Ostertagia ostertagi
Lineage: Eukaryota; Metazoa; Nematoda; Chromadorea; Rhabditida; Trichostrongylidae
Source: the annotation of a GenBank genome assembly